ACACAUGCACACGCACCGGCGUGAAAUCCAACUACUCAACUCGAAAGCUAGCGGUAGAAUCAACCCAAGCCACCCUUUCAUACACAAAGCAAUUAUCGGGGGACAUUAAAGGCAUGGGGUGACGGAGCCUGCAGCGUACCUACGCAGUUUUCAAAGUGGACCGAGCUUGAAGCCAUUCCUUGUAUUUAAAGGUAUCCGGAUAUCCAGUGACCCAGUGUAGACCGUUCUACGGACAUUUCCUUGCCGUUUCUCGAGUGAUAUUUUGUUUUUGGCACAAUGGGGUGCUGCAGCGGCCGAUGCACGCUCAUCUUUCUUUGCUCGAUUCAGCUGAUGGUGGCGUUGGAGAGGCAGGUUUUUGACUUCCUGGGAUACCAAUGGGCGCCCAUUCUGGCCAACUUCUUCCACAUCAUCAUUGUCAUCCUCGGCUUCUUCGGCACUAUACAGUACCGACCACGCUACAUUGUAGUGUACACAGUGUGGUCAGCUCUCUGGGUGGCCUGGAAUCUCUUCAUCGUCUGUUUCUACCUGGAUGUGGGAGGCCUGACCAAGGAAAGUGACCUGCUGACGUUUGACAUCUCGGCUCACCACUCGUGGUGGAGGGAGCACGGUCCAGGGUGUGUGAGGAGAGAGAUGACCCAGCCAGGGGUGGGCACCGUGGACAGCCAGUCUUACAUCUCUGUCAUGGGCUGUCUCAUAGAGUACCAGUACAUAGAGGUCCUACACAGUGCAACACAGAUCCUCAUCGCUCUCCUGGGCUUCGUGUACGCCUGCUACGUCAUUAGCGCCAUCGCUGAGGAGGAAGACAGCUUUGAUUUUGUUGGUGGAUUUGACCCCUUCCCUCUCUACCAUGUCAAUGAGAAACCAUCCCAUCUCCUCUUAAAGCCCAUGUACCCGUCUACGUAAAUAGGGCAGAAGGCAACAUUGCAGGUUCCGAUGGAAACAAAGUGGCUGCUCUGACUGACACAACAACCAUCCGAGAAUUCACUGGGGCAGGCCAGACAUUCCUCUGGUUCUCUACAUCUCUUCAGUCCUUCAAACAUGUAAAUUACUGGUGCUCUGCUUAAUGAUGACUGUUCUUCCCAGUUCUGUUGUUAAUGGGAGGGAAGGAGAGGGUAGGGUUGGGGGAUGGGGAGGGGAUAAUUACAGUGUAACAUGGGCCUGAUCUCUUACUGUGUACUCAAAUAUACAUUAUUUAUCUAGAACUACAAACGGCAUCCGACAACAGAGACGUACAGUACCUGCUGUCAAUGGCUGUAUUUCUGUCCAUUGUUCAAUCAGAACUAGUGAUCUAUCUAUAGAUCAUAACUAUAUAUACAGUACCAGUCAAAAGUUUGGACACACCUACUUUUCUUUAUUACUAUUUUCUACAUUGCAGCAUAAAAGUGAAACCACGCUACGCUUUGAAAUAACACAUAUGGAAUAAAUUAGUAGCCACCCUUUGCCUUGAUGACAGCUUUGCACACUCUCACAUUCUCUCAACCAGCUUCACCUGGAAUGCUUUUCUAACAGUCUUGAACGAGUUCCCACAUGCUGAGCACUUGUUGGCUGCUUUUCCUUCACUCUGCAGUCCAACUCAUGCCAAACCAUCUCAAUUGGGUUGAGGUCAGGUGAUUGUGGUGGCCAAGGCAUCUGAUGCAGCACUCCAUCACUCUGCUUCUUGGUAAAAUAGCCCUUACACAGCCUGGAGGUGUGUUGGGUCAUUGUCCUGUUGAAAAAACAAAUAUAGUCCCAAUAAGCUUAAACCAGAUGGGAUGACGUAUUGCUGCAGAAUGCUGUGGUAGCCAUGCUGGUAAAAAGAGUGCCUUGAAUUCUAAAUGACUCACUGACAGUGUCACCAGCAAAGCACCCCCACACCUCCUCCUCCAUGCUUCACGGUGGGAACCACACGUGGAGAUAUUCCAUUCACCUACUCUGCAUCUCACAAAGACACGGCGGUUGGAACCAAAAAUCUCUAAUUUGAUCUCAUCAGACCACCGGUCUAAUGUUGAUUACUCGUGAUUCUUGGCCCAAGCAAGUCUCUUCUUAUUAUUGGUGUCUUUUAGUAGUGGUUUAUUUGUAGCAAUUCGACCAUGAAUGCCUGAUUCACCCAGUCUCCUCUGAACAGUUGAUGUUGAGAUGUGUCUGUUACUUGAACUCUGUGAAGCAUUUAUUUGGGCUGCAAUUUCUGAGGCAGUUAACUCUAAUGAACUUAUCCUCUGCAGUAGAGGUAACUCUGGGUCUUACUUUCCUGUGGCGGUCCUCAUGAGAGCCAGUUUUAACAUAUUGCUCUAUGGUUUUUGCGACUGCACUUGAAGAAUCUUUAAAAGUUAUUGAAUUUUUCCAGAUUGACUGACCUUCAUGUCUUAAAGGAAUGAUGGACUGUCGUUUCUCUUUGCUUAUUUGAGCUGUUCUUGCCAUAAUAUGGACUUGGUCUUUUACCAAAUAGGGCUAUCUUCUGUAUACCACACAACUGAUUGGCUCAAACGCAUUAAGAAGGAAAGAAAUUCCACAAAUUAACUUUUAAAAAGGCUCACCUGUUAAUUGAAAUGCAUUCCAGGUGACUAGCUCAUGAAGCUGGUUGAGAGAAUACCAAGAGAGUGCAAAGCUGUCAUCAAGGCAAAUGCUGGUUACUUUGAAGAAUCUCAAAUAUAAAGUAUAUUUAGAUUUGUUGAACACUUUUUUGCUUACUACAUGAUUCCAUGUGUUAUUUCAUAGUUUUAUGUCUUCACUAUUAUUCUACAAUAUAGAAAACUGUAAAAAUAAAGGAAACCCUGGAAUCAGUAGGUGUGUCCAAAUUGUUGACUGGUACUGUAUAUAUGUAUAUACACACACAUAUAAACUUGUGUGAACCCGACAGUUCAUCCUUCCUCCUGUUCUCUGGUCUGAAAGGCCUCUCUGUCUGUGGCUUUGUGGUUUGGAGUGUUAUUAUGGCUUGGUCACAGAUCCUCUUAGGCUGAAUUACAGUUGAGCCCGUGGAAUGGAAUGAACUAUUGUGUUCUGCUGUUUACUUGAGGCCAGGAUCUGUGCACAUAAAUACACAGGAAAAGCAGUAAGAGGUAGGGAGGGAAGGGGGAAAGGAGUGUGAGACUGGGAGGGAGGUAGGGAAACAAAGCAACCAAACCUACAGGGGCUUCAGUCAAAAAUAGAACCAGAGGAAAAAGAUGGAAAAAGACUGAGUCAGGGUUUUGAAAUACAAACUAAACAACAACAACCUCAUAACAGAGAUAGCUUAAGGUAUUACAGUAACAGGCAAUAAUGUUUGAGUCUUUGUUAAUCUAGUCUUACUCACAGUGAUGUGACUGGUUAUGAUAUACAGUGUUUCAGUAGACUUAAUCUGUAAACUGUAGAGCGGGAUGGAAUGAAAGGAAAACGGUUUAUCUGUCACCUUGUUUUACAGUUAAUGGUGUGGAGCUUUGAGGUUUGUGUCAGGAUUUAGAUGUGUCUUAAAGCCCCUGUCCAAAAACCCAACUGCCUCCAACUACUGUGAGGGUUUGACAGUUGAUCAUAAGUCAUACACUGUGGCUCCCUGUAUUUUCUAUCCAGAAUAGUAUGAUAUGAGAGGUAGUUUGUCUACAUUUGCCCUCCAUGGCAUACAAAAGGUAUUGAAUGGAGUGUAAAUGGUUUUAAGUAGCACAAAUAAAGCAAAGCAAGAGAGCAGAGCCAUACUGUACACCACCUGUUUUCUCUAUCAUUCCAUCUAUAGAUCGAUGAUUCAACUGUGAUACAUUUUAGUCCUUUUUUUCAUAGCAUGUUUGAAUGGGUUUUGUAUGAUAACUGUGGAUAUUCUGUAUUAUACGGUAGUAAUCUAUUGUAUGUUUGGGUCUCUGUGGGUUUGGGGAGCAGUUAUCCCACAAUCCAUAGACAUAAACUAUUUUGUCCAAACUUUAAGAUGGGGGCUAGUUCCUGAGUAUUUGGACUUAGUGUUACAGAGUGUGUAACUGCCUGGGUCUUUGGCUGUGGCCCUUUAUGAGUAGAAUGGAGUUGCCACUAGACACUAAUCUAAGGUGAGUUUUGGGUUUCAUCCCUCAUUAAGAUUUGAGAAGGGGCGACUGAUCAUAGAUCCGUGCCUAAGAGCACCUCAGCUCCCUGGACUGUCCACUUUCUGCCUUAAUCUUCCUGUGUACCAUUACUGCCCCCUGCUGUUGAAUGUAGUCACGUACACAUUCAAAUACUACUGAACAUGUUUCUGUUCUGGACUUCAACAAAGCCCUCUGCUUUGUCAUUUAGGGUUUCAUGGCAUACUGUUUAUUGAUAAGAUAUAAUACACCGUUUGGGUUAUCGGCCUACUGGACCCCAUAGAAAGGUCCAGUGUACUACCCUGCAUGUAUGUAUGAAGCCUAUAUCUCACUGUAUACUUCUUUAUCUCCAUGCUAUCCACUCAGUCUUAUACCUGACGCCGUUCAGAAGAACAAAUGUACUUCUUAGUUCCAACUGAAGCCUCUACAUUCAUUUGUAUAAUUUGUCUUGAUGCAAUCUGCUGUGGCAUGAAUGUGAUGAAUACCCUUGUUAAAUCAAAGCUUGUUUUCUACUUAAUCAAAAGAGCCUUGAACACAGCACAUAUUGGAGACUGGAAUUUGGUUCGGUCUCAUGUUUCCAGCACCUGAUCAACACCUUAUCCCCUUGUGGGCUUGAUAGACAGGCUUCUGAGCUGAUGAUAUGAAAUACACAGCUGUCUCUCAACUGAUAUUGGCUUCAUAUGAAUGCGUUUGCAGAACAAUGGUAGUGGCUUCAGUGAUGGUGCAAAAAUAAUGAUUGUAAACUAUGGGCCUUGUUCCAAAUGAUAUCCUGAAGUAGUGCACUGUAUAGGGAAUAAGGUAUAAUUUGAGGUGUAAAUGUAACAUUUCAGGACAGUGCAAUGUUACAGAAGAUUCAGAUAUAGAUGCAUUGUGCAAUAAACAUCAUUCUGUCAUAGAUAAUGCCAGCUCUAUGCAUUACAUUUCUAUCUGUAAUACUCUAUGUUGCACUCCAAUGAAUAAACCCCAAGCUUAUCAAUACCAAGCCAUGGCUGCCUGUCAAUACUUAUGAACAAAGGACCAGAUAUACUUUAUGAACUGUAGCCAGGAUCAUUACCAACAGCGAACACACACUGCACCUUAUGUCUUGAUAAAAAAAUAUCUUUAGACACCUAAAAUAAUUUGAUUUGCAGGAACAGUUUUUUUCCUUUCAAUGCAAAACAGCCUCUGCAACAGGGAAUGGAAGAGCCUGACAUUGGUUAGUUGGAGCCUAUUGUGGUCAUGUAAUGGAUACCACUGGAAAAAAAGUCCACAUUGUAGAUAAUUGUUUUUCUAUUUGUAUUUGUCUUUAUUUUGUAUCCUCUGUAGUCCUCUUCAUGUGACUCAAUUAUGUAAUCAUAUUUGUCCAGACCUGUGCUGUGUUCAAUAGUGUAAAUAUCAGUUUGUUAAUAAACAAAUGUUGUACUUUU
Molecule: messenger RNA, 5401 nt
Organism: Oncorhynchus nerka (sockeye salmon)
Lineage: Eukaryota; Metazoa; Chordata; Actinopteri; Salmoniformes; Salmonidae
Product: sodium/potassium-transporting ATPase subunit beta-1-interacting protein 4-like
Exons: 7
Coding region: 277-903 (208 amino acids)
Biological process (GO): regulation of sodium ion transport
Source: RefSeq, a predicted model, not a curated record